Sinocyclocheilus grahami is the source of this 2396-nucleotide messenger RNA. Its product is annotated as cyclin-T2-like. Gene Ontology annotation, biological process: regulation of transcription by RNA polymerase II. The record is from RefSeq and is a predicted model, not a curated record. Gene Ontology annotation, molecular function: cyclin-dependent protein serine/threonine kinase regulator activity. Lineage: Eukaryota; Metazoa; Chordata; Actinopteri; Cypriniformes; Cyprinidae.
GACGCCGCGCGUACGUGACGUAUGUGAAAAUACGUGAAGCUCGUUCUCUGUUCGUCUGCUGGACGGUAAUGGCGGCGUGCCGGGGAUCAUCGUCCAAAUGGUUUUUUACCCGGGAACAGCUCGAAACCCCCCCGUCUCGCCGCUGCGGAGUGGAGCCAGACAGAGAGCUGUCGUAUCGACAGCAAGCCGCGAAUCUUAUUCAGGACAUGGGCCAGAGACUAAAUGUUUCUCAACUCACAAUAAAUACUGCCAUUGUUUACUUGCACAGAUUUUAUAUGUACCACUCUUUCACCAAAUUCCACAGAAAUACCAUCUCCCCAACGACAUUAUUUCUGGCUGCAAAAGUUGAAGAGCAACCACGGAAACUCGAACAUGUCAUUAAAGUUGCGCAUGCGUGUUUAAACCCCCAGGAGCCUCCACUGGAUACAAAGAGUAAUGCAUACCUCCAGCAAGCUCAAGAGCUGGUGAUACUUGAAACCAUAGUGCUGCAGACUUUAGGCUUUGAAAUAACAAUUGAACAUCCACACACUGAUGUAGUGAAAUGUUCCCAGCUAGUGCGAGCAAGCAAGGAUCUGGCACAGACUUCCUAUUUCAUGGCUACCAACAGUCUGCACCUCACCACCUUCUGCUUGCAGUACAAGCCCACAGUCAUUGCCUGCGUCUGCAUUCACCUGGCCUGCAAGUGGUCCAACUGGGAGAUCCCUGUUUCCACCGAUGGAAAGCACUGGUGGGAGUAUGUGGACAGCUCAGUUACACUUGAACUUCUUGAUGAACUGACCCAUGAGUUUCUGCAAAUAUUAGAGAAGACACCCAGCAGGUUGAAGAGGAUUCGUAACUGGAGGGCUACACAAGCUGCUAAGAAGCCCAAAUCAGAUGGUCAGGCCUCAGACAGCAGCUCUUUAGCGGGACCUUCAUUAACCCAGGACAUGUCCUUGAUGGAUGCCCUUCCCGGGGUUUCUACAAAUACAGCAUUCUCCAAAGCCUCAACAUCUUUCCCAGUGACCCUGCCAAGCAACUCAAGCAGCAGUCUUUCUCUUGAUUCCAUUGCCAACAUGCAGGGAACCUCAUACACUUACACCGCCCCCAGUGACUGGCCUCAGGACCAGGUGCACUCAGACCAGUAUUCUGUCAAACAGCUUCCCCCACACAGUUCUAUGCAUCCACACCGGCCUGACAAAAGCGCAGAGUAUAACCCUGCCAAACAUGAACACAAGGCCAGCGGUGGGGCAAAGCACCAGGCCACGGCCUGUCCUCCACCUGCAGCACCCACACAAAAAAUGUCUCUGGACAAGUACAGGGAGAAACACGCUGCUGAGCUGGCUGUGCAGAAACGCAGGCAAGAGCAGCAGAACGUGGAGACGGAGGUCUGUGGUGCUCAGACAGAUCACCACAAGCACCUGCCCCAACUGUCUCACGUGCAGCAGGGAGCAGGAGCCACCACUGCCUCACCUCUGAAGAUGAAGCUGCCCAUACCUGGGCAGGACAAACGCGAGAAAGGGAGCUCUUUAAAACUGCGUCUUCCAGUCCCCUCCCAGAGCGAGAAGGGGGGAUCAAGUAAGGAGGAGCUAAAAAUGAAAAUAAAGGUCUCCUCUGAGCGGCACAGCUCCUCAGACGAGGCUGCUGCAAAGAGCAAACAUUCCAGCCCGCUUGUGAGCAAGGAGAAACACAGAGACCAUUCAGCCCAUCGUCACCAUAACAAACACGGCCACUCACACACGCACACGCAUAGCGGCAAUGGCAGGAGCAGCCUUGAGGCACCCGCAUCUGGUUCGGUCCUUCGGAGCCCAGUAGGUUCCGGUGGCGAUGGCACAAGCUCAGCUUCCAGUUCCUCACGCAAGAGGGUGAACCCCGAAGCCAGCCACAAUCACCACUCCAAAAAGAACAAAAGCUCCAAAGGCGGUGCAGGUAGUUCCUCUCAUUGUUCCUCUGUUCAGCAGUGUGUGUCAUCUCACAGCUCUGUUCUUAACCUUCUUCCCCCUCCCCCUGUCACAUACCAGGUGGGCUACGGACAUCUCAGCACCCUAGUGAAACUGGACAGGAAACCAGUGGAGAGCCAUGGCCCUGAGGGUGCCGGCCUAGCUAAUGGCCAACACACAGACUACAAAAAUACUUUUGACACGCUUGAGUCGCUGUUAAGUGCCCAAGGAAUGGACUCUUGAACUGAUAGGAAAGAGGAUAAAAUAUAAAAUUUAAUCGAGCAUAGAUUUCAUUAUUAGGAAGAGGAAAAAAACAGGAAUGUGAAGAGUAAGAGAAAGAAAAUAAAAAUGCUUCCCGAUCUUCUGGCAGUUCGGUUCAGUCUCUGUAUAACUGCUGCUUUCCUCAGUAUUCCCUCACGAGCAGUCUAUAUGAAUGCGUGAGCCAGUAUAUGAAUGUCAGGGCCAUUAUAGUAAAAAAAA